AUGCAAUCUAAUAUCAUUGUCCGGUUUACUAUGGCUGUGUGUCUUAUCUUUCUACUAUUCACUACUGUUCUUUCUGAAUCUAGUCUAUCUGAUUCAAAAGCAAAAUCUAACAUUCGUGUAGUUCGAUCAGCAUUCAGUGAACCAGAUGAUGAUCUUAGCAGAUUUUGUCAUUAUCUUUGUACGAAUAAUCAAUUCUUGGCAAAAAGAGCUUAUUUAAAAGGUUUUGUUCAUGGUCGAUCACCGAACGAAGAUGCCGAGCAACAGAAUAACGAUGAUGAUCUUCUCGAAGAACGCUUUGUUCAUGGCAAACGUUUUGUUCAUGGUUAA
Rotaria sordida is the source of this 327-nucleotide messenger RNA. The record is from the annotation of a GenBank genome assembly. Lineage: Eukaryota; Metazoa; Rotifera; Eurotatoria; Philodinida; Philodinidae.